AUGGCCGCAACCAAGCCCGCCCCGUACGACUUCCAGAUCGAGCCCAACACCGGCGCCCAAUUCUCGGCUGAGAAGGGCCGCUACCACCUCUACGUCACCUACUCGUGCCCGUUUGCCUGCCGUGCACUGUCCGCCCGCAACUUGCUCGGUCUCCAGGACGUCAUCGGAGUGUCCAUCGCACACCCAAUGUUCCAGAAGACCAAGCCAAAUGACCCCAACGAUGAGCACAAGGGAUGGACCUUCGUCGACCCCAAGACGUCCUCCACUUACACGGCUGCAAACGGCAAGACGUACUCCACGUCCGACUGCAUCCCCGACACCGUCAACGGCGUCAAUUUCGUGCGUGACCUGUACGAGAAGGUGGACCCAGCGCCGCGCACGUUCUCGGUGCCGAUGCUGUGGGACACGAAGACGCAGACCAUCGUGUCGGAGGGGUCCACGGCCAUCCUGCGCACUCUGGACUCGGGCUUUCGUGAGCUGGUGCCGUCCAACGUGCACUUGUACCCGGAGGAGCUGCGCGCCGAGAUUGACGCUGUGAAUGACGGAAUCGUGUCGGAAAUCACCAUGGGCUACCUCAAAUUGACGUUUGCGAAAACUGCGGUGGACCGCUAUCUGGUGGACAAGCGCAUCACGGAAGCCGAUGUGCGGAUUUUCCAGGGCCUCAUCCGUUUGGACGUUUACCAGAAGAAGACUGACAAGAAACAUCUCACGGAUUUCCCUGUCGUUGUUGACUACCAGACCCCUGCGCUGAAGAGCACAGUGAACUGGGAGCAUCUGAAGCUCGGCGUGGAAAACAAGCACCCCGAGGCUGUUCGUGAAGGACCAUUCGUUGACUACGACGUGGCCCAUGAGCGCGCUCUGCUCCAGUAA
This is a messenger RNA of Phytophthora sojae, 870 nucleotides long. RefSeq lists its product as hypothetical. Gene Ontology annotation, cellular component: cytoplasm. The transcript is spliced from 3 exons. Gene Ontology annotation, molecular function: glutathione transferase activity. NCBI's taxonomy places the organism in Eukaryota, Oomycota, Peronosporomycetes, Peronosporales, Peronosporaceae. The record is from RefSeq and is a predicted model, not a curated record. The coding region runs from base 1 to 870 and encodes 289 amino acids.